AUGAUGAAUCCAAGACAGCUGUUACUACUAGCUCUUGGAGCUGGUAUUGCUGAUGCUCUCAAAGACACUUCGCCUUUUAUUCUUCUUUCCACUUCAGACUUGCUUUCCUCUUCGUCAAAUAUCGCAUCCGCAACUUCUCUACUUAGCGAUGUCUGGAGUAGCUUAAAGACCUGUCCGUCAGACUAUUAUAUCAUUGCGACCCAGCCCGGCGUUCAUGCUGCCGACUAUUCGAAUUCAAAGGGAACACCACGACUUCGAGAAAAGGUGUUGGGAAAUGACAAGGCGAUUCGCUCCAAUAUAACAGUCACAGAGGUACUGGGUAGUUUGGAUCCAACUUCGAUUCGAAGUGGCUUGGAAGAAGAAUGCGGUGCGCAAGUAACCAGGAUAGAUGGAGGAGCAAGUGGCACAUCUCUUGAGUUUGAAGGUGGACCUAGGGUUAUAGACAUUUCGUUCCCUGCUCUGUCUUUGCACGGAUCGCGCUUGCAAGAAUUGUCUCGGAACGAUGCCUUACUCGCGGAUGUUCUCGACCAUAUCCCAUCCUCUAAAUAUACGCUCAUCUACGUCACCUCACCUCGGGAGUACGAAGAUGAAGACUCAGGAUCGAUCACAUACAGCGCUAAUGAUGAUCUCCAAGCCCAAGAGCUGCUUCACCAAGAUUUGAAACGCGACUUCGCAGAGUCCGCUCGAAAGGAUGACACAUCUGACGACAGAUCACUCUUUCAGAAAUACCAAUUCCUGAGCCCAGGCAUAUUUAUGGGCUUCGUCGUCGCAUUCGUCCUUGUUACGAUCUUGUACGUCGGCAUCUCUGCGCUGCUUGGCCUUGAAGUUCCUUAUGCUGCUUUUGAAAAGGACACCUCGCCCAAUUCGCAGAAAAAGCAGCAAUAA
Molecule: messenger RNA, 885 nt
Organism: Talaromyces stipitatus ATCC 10500
Lineage: Eukaryota; Fungi; Ascomycota; Eurotiomycetes; Eurotiales; Trichocomaceae
Exons: 4
Coding region: 1-885 (294 amino acids)
Biological process (GO): fungal-type cell wall biogenesis; (1->6)-beta-D-glucan biosynthetic process
Cellular component (GO): endoplasmic reticulum membrane
Source: RefSeq, a predicted model, not a curated record